Molecule: messenger RNA, 7289 nt
Organism: Mercenaria mercenaria
Lineage: Eukaryota; Metazoa; Mollusca; Bivalvia; Venerida; Veneridae
Exons: 68
Coding region: 157-6972 (2271 amino acids)
Biological process (GO): heterophilic cell-cell adhesion; establishment or maintenance of epithelial cell apical/basal polarity
Cellular component (GO): protein-containing complex; plasma membrane
Molecular function (GO): calcium ion binding
Source: RefSeq, a predicted model, not a curated record
UGUCCUAGUAGUGUCACUAAACAAGUGCCAAUAUAUUAGAUGGCAAUGUCAGUAUUGAGAAGAAUAUCUUGAUGAAAGCAUUACGUUGACCAACAUGUAAUUUGGAUUUUAUAUCGGGAUAAGCUGUUUGAAAAUUACGAAUGUAAAUUAAAUGAAAUGACAACUGUUACAACAAUGUACAUGCUUGUCGCUGUGAUCUUCUCAAGCCUACUUCAUCAAUAUGUGCGAGCCGAGGAGGGGAAGUUUUAUGGCGGAUCAAUGAGCUAUACAAUGGAGAAACAAACUGACGGAACAAAUCUGGUGAUCAUUGAGCUUAUCACAGGAUGGGUACUAGGCAAAGGUCCAUGUGGUCCGGGUUGUAACAGCAGUGAUAUCGGUAGAUCUACAAGCUCAACAAGACAGUUAAUGACGAAAACAUAUUCGGACUAUCUAGGGACCUAUACGGUGGAUUAUAUAAACAAGACCACUGCUAAAACGGAAACUCCUGAUAUGAAUGCGCAAGUUCUCUCAACCUACGAUGAAACUGUGUUAGCCGUCAGUGAAGACGCAAAAUGGGAACAGGAUCUUCUUCAUUUUAACUUUGUCAUGCCAGCUGGAGUAGAAAAACUAGAUGUCAAUUUUGACGGAAAACCAUGGCGAAAAUUGACAUUACAACAGGGAACUGGUAGAUGGCAUUUUCAGACAACUGUAUCAACAGCUAAGCGUAGUGAUACGGGAAAAACUAACCAGAGUCCCCGGUCCUUGGCAAAGCCGUUCUAUAGAGUAAAAUUAGGGAUCAGAACAGAAAUACGCAUUCCAGCCGUUGACGCUGAUGAUGACUUUAUUAAAUGUGGAAUAGCAGAUUUUGUUGAGGGAGGUGAUAUUGCAAUCUAUCCCCCGCCGAAUGUACAAGUUUUCGAAAACUGUAGUGUACACAUCAACGCAUCUGAGUCUGAUGGUUACACGGAUGACUCAUGGGUUGCCGUGCCAGUCAGUGUCAGGGACUUCAACAAGGAGAAGAUAGUUUAUGGCACGGAUGAUUAUAUGCCGGCUAAAUUUUCAAUGAGUGCAACUGCAGUGCAGUUUGUUGUUCAAGUGUUAGCUAAUUUGAUCACACCAGAAUUUGUUGAACCAACACUUGAAGGCAAUCAUAUAUUCAUCAUGUAUGCUGAUACUACUUGGAGGACAGAAAUAUAUGCCGAGGCUCCAGAAAAUACCACCCUUGAGGCUUUCUCGGCGUUUGGGAUUCAACGUGAAGCAUUGAAAUUGUCUUCAUUAAAACAAGAUACGAAAAGGCCACAAGUAAAAUAUGCAAUAAUGUCAUGGAAACCAUCUCUUGGUGAAAUUGGGAGACAUAUAGCAUGCGUCAGUGCAAGGGAUAGUACUAGAGUGGAUUCGGCAGAGGAAAGGUGCUUCAUUUUGGACGUUCAAGUUGAUGCAUUCAACCAUACCACAAAAGUUACUGCGGGGAAGCCCUACUUUGUCGACAUACCAUCACCGGAUCAGUUUGUGAACUGCAAAAUAGAUGCGACAUGUGUUGUUGCAAUAUAUGUCAAAUCAACGGUUGAGGUUGUAGACAUACAUGUGACUGAGAGCUACAUUGAUAAGUACAAGUUGGGUCCAAUUGAGAGUGUAACACAUAAAGGGGAACCAAUGUAUCAAACAGAUCUAUUUUUUGAACACUCGUUACACGGGAAAGAAAAUAUCUGCUUCUUGGCGAAAGACAAAAAUGGAGGCGAAAGCGAGAAUGUUUGCAUUCAGAGCAAGAUAGAACCACCGGAUCCUUGCGUAUCUGCACCAUGCUUGAAUUCAGCUACCUGUAAAAGGGAUGAAGAUACAGGAGGAUUUAUAUGUCUCUGUUUGUCUGGAUUUUCGGGGAAAACGUGUGAGAUUAAGGAAGAUAAAUGUAAACCAAAUCCAUGUGUUCAAGAAAACUCUCAAAUUUGUGCCGGGAUAGGCGGCAUUUUGUGUUAUUGUAAUCCGGGAUUUAGUGGAGAUAUUUGCGACAAAAAUAUUGACGAUUGUAAUGCUACUGCAUGUAACGGGCAUGGAAGCUGCCGGGACAAAGUUAAUGGAUUUGACUGCGAAUGUUUCUCACGCUAUGGUGGAAAAUAUUGUACAGUUGAUAAAUGCUCAAUACAAGCUGCCGGAAUCAUGAGUUGCCCCGCAGCUGGUUGCAACCCUAACCUUUGUCAAGGAGGGGGAGUAUGUUUGCAAGGAGGCAUAUGUUCUUGUCCCUACGGAUAUAGUGGAAACAGCUGUGAAACUCGGACAUGUGACAUAUCAGGAUCUGUCACCGGUGUGGAUAUCAUUUCUCCUUCAUCGGAUGACGGAAGUAAGAUAAUAUGUUAUACACAAGGGGAUACAAUCUCCUCAUGUAAAACACGAAUUUAUCUGGCAGUGAAAUCAGGAUCAAAGCCGAAAAUAACUAUUGAAACCACACGUGAGUUACAAAGCAACGUAAAUGCCGGACUAGUAGCGAAGUUGUCCGUUCUUCCCGGAAUUUCUACAAUGUAUUCGACAGAUGUAACAAUAAGUGGAAACUUUAACAGUACAAAAUCACAUUAUAUAUGUGUCCAAGCAUCAGCUGGGGCCUCAACAUCAAAGGCAUGUUAUGAGCUCAGCUUUAUGCCGAAUCCUGAAAGUGACACCAAAACAUUGGCAUAUUUACAAAGAAAUGCAAGGAUAAAAUUUGUUCAGCCAACUUUGAAAGACCAAAGCAGAAUAUUAUGCAAGAGCGGAGAGAAAUGCCAUGUUUUAUUGUACACAUCUAUCGCAUCUAGCCGGCCUACCUGCGUACCAUCAUCCACUAGUACUUCCGGAAGUUUCACAGGAUGUGAUAAAGAUGAUAAAGACAACGAUCAAUAUGACCCUGACAGUAGUGCAAAAACAGCCGACCCGUGUUGUAAAGACGUGAUUUCUUCUGCUGCUGAUGUGACAGUAUUCAAGGCACAUCCACGUGGACCUUCCUGUGUUACUGAAGCAUCGUUCACAUUUGCAAGUGCUGGGGAGAAGGAUAUAUGUUUUCAGUCGGCAAAUACUGACUAUCAGCAAGUCUGUUACAAAGUAGGCGUAUAUGAUUCAACAUCAGAUCCUUGUUCCAGUUCACCAUGUUUGAACAAUGGCCACUGCUUUCACAUGAGUCAUAACAACUUUAAAUGCAUCUGUGCUGAGAAUUACAAUGGUGAUAAGUGCGAGAAAGGACCCUGCCAGCCGGCAGACAACCAUUGCCAAAACGGAGCCUAUUGUCAAACAAAUAAUGGAGUGGAUACAUGCAUCUGUAAGGCAGGAUAUUCCGGCCAAACUUGCAAUAAAGAUCCUUCAAGCUUGAACAAAUUAUCCGCUGAAUUCACAGACACAGCAAAACCGUCUGUGUUCUCUUGUGUUAUCCGUCAGAAAUGUAGCAUUGCCUUGCUCCUUACAGGACAGUCUGCUCAAGUACCGACAGUGUCUCCGGGAUAUGUUGAUUCUUCACUUUUACUGGAUGAAAUAGAGACAGUGGAUAGAUCACCAGUACAAAACUUCUAUCAGACUAAUAUCAAAUUAAAACCCUUAGAGUUAGGUGAGAAGGAUAUGUGCAUUCAGACGAAGGAUGUAAAUGGGGUAAACAAAGACGAACUUUGCUUCAAGGUCAACGUUGUAUCUGACGUAAUUUCUAUAUACGGAUUCAAGGAUCGCCCCCACUUUAUUGAACCGAGUAUGCCUACCAAUACUGAGGUUGAGUGUCUGGCUGACCAACCAUGUCACGUGCUUUAUCACGUGACGCCUGGUACCGGAAAUGAAAACGAAUGUAUAACAUUUCACCCUCAUCCACCGACAGAUUUUGUUAACUACCAUCUGUUUUCUACAUGUGAGAACUGUAAUCCAGGGGGACCCGGUAACGGUAAUUGUACAGUAGACGUUUCAGUGGUAAACACGAACGCUGACGUUAGCGCUGCGAGGCAUUUCUGCUUAUCCGUUGGCUUAAAAGGAUCAUCAGUUGAAGGUGAGAAUCGCUGUUUCGACGUAACAGUAAAAGACCAAAGCACUGUUGGAAAGACAGGCUGUCAGAAUCUGGAGUGCAACAAUGGCGGCUUUUGUGAUGGUCAUGAUCCGGCACAACCUGUCUGCUAUUGUCAAAAGGGAUUUUCAGGCACCACUUGCGAAAAAGCUGAAGUUAACAGUCCAAUUACUAGUGCACAGAAACAGACGUUAAUCGGAGAUUUCGCAGUUCCGACGGAGAUAAAAUGUGUUGUAAAUCAGUCUUGUUCUAUACCGUUCCAAAUAAUUUCAAAAUCAGGCAUAACGCCAUCUGUUUCUCUUGGAUUUAACGACCCACGCCUUGUUGCCGAGACGCCAAAGUGGGAAGCACUUGGUAGUUCCAGCACAGAGUUUCAAGGUUAUGCACUUGUUCAUCCUAACGCCGCUGGUGAUUUUCAAUUGUGUUUGCAAGCAAGUCUAAACAGCCUGACUGACGACGAGUUCUGUGUCAAGGUUGAAGUGAUAAAUGAAACUGUCGACAAGACUGACAAGACAAAACCAUAUUUUCUUCAACCAACAAUUGAAACUGAUUCAACCGUUUUAUGUGAAGUCAAAAAGUCUUGCCACUUCGAUAUGCAUUUUACUAAGGGAGAUAUGUUCUCAUUUGUUGGCAGAUGCCCAACUUUAACUGAAACAAGCCCCAGUCCAGUUGAAGGUGUUCAUAUCUUUGAUGGCAAGAUACAAGCCACGGACUGUACUGCUGACAUAUCGUAUGUCCCUCCAUUAGCCGACGGCGAUCAUAAACUUUGUCUUCAAGUAGCAUUACCAGGGAAAAAAGGCGAGAACAGAUGCUACACAAUAAAAGUAGUAAACGACGUUAAGACGGAAGUGAUAUCGCCGUGUCGAGCAGUCACGUGCGAACACGAUGGUAAAUGUGUGGCAGAUUUUACGUCAACACCUGCGAAGUCGUCUUGUAUCUGCACGUCUGGUUUCGCAGGCACCGACUGUAAAACCGUUGUGGAUAAAAAUAAAGAUUUACCUGGAGUUGUCAAUUUGAAUGGAACAUCAAGUGGAAAUCAGCACUUUGAAAUUAACUAUGCUAUCCCUACCGAUGUGCAUUGUGAAGAAAACACCGACUGUUGCAUAAAUACGCCGUACCAUGGGGACACUGACAAACCUCCAAAGAUCGGUUAUAAAGAUUCUAACUUGGUAACGUCAGUUCAGAAAGUGCUUCAGACCAGCAGCUCUGAUACGUCACUACACAUUGCUCAGACAUGCUUUAAGGGACCGAAAGGUCCUCAUAGGAUUUGCCAACAAACUACAACCAAUGGGACAGAGCAAGGAGUAAACAUCGACGAAGUUUGCACAAACAUUACAAUAGGGCCUAAAACGCACUAUUCUGGAACGACUGACCCAUAUUUUAAGACAGAUAUUCCUGAUGGGUCAAAAGUGUUAUGUCAGCCAAACACGGUUUGUCAUAAUACAGUUUUCACAGCUAAACAGUCAGAUGGACAAUGUUCCCAAGUAAGAGAGUGUGGUAAUGGCGUACGUGGUGUACAUGUCUUCCAGACAAGCUUAAUCAGUGAUGUAUGUACAACGGAUGUAGCUGUCAAAACAGGCAACAGCGGAACCCUGGAUUUAUGCAUUUCCACUGGAUCCGGUGGAGAAGAGAAACAUCUUGAGAUAGAAGUUGAAAGUAAAACUGGCUUCGGUCCUUGUCAGGAACUCCAUUGCUUAAAUGGCGGAAGCUGUAUUGCAAAUCUAGCGACUAAUCCCACUUGUCAUUGCCUAGCAGGAUACACGGGUUUGGUGUGCGAAACUGAUAUCGAUGACUGCAGUACCAAUCCUUGCAAAAAUGAAGCAACAUGUGUGGAUAAGGUCAACAGUUACACGUGCUACUGUGUUACCGGGUAUACUGGUCGUGACUGUGAAACAAAGUCAUGUCUUUGUGUUCAUGGUCAGUGUCACUCAGGACUUUGCAUAUGCUCUGAAGGUUGGUCGGGAAAGAACUGCAAUAAUAGAGGUGGAUCGAGGACGCAUACUGGAAUUCAAACAGCGACUGAUCAGUCCCCACCUGCGUUUACAGAGUUCGUCAUCCCACAGAUAAUUCGAUGCAAGAUCAACAAGCCUUGUACUAUCAUCCUCCCAGUAGACGGAAAACCCGGCCAAGGUCCUACAGUAGAACAUGGAGAUUACGAUCACGAACUGAGUGUGACUACACCUAUCCAGGUUAAGAAUAAAUAUUUAACAUGUAAUACCGGGACAAGAUGUCCAUACGAAGCAUGGAUAACAGUUUCACCCCCUCAGAUAAAGCUGUAUAAAUACUGCGUACAAACAAAGGACUACCAAAGUUUCAAUGCAGAUGAGUUGUGUUAUAAAAUUCAAGGAGUCCAGGAUGAGACUACCCCACCCGGAAUUUUCAACUACCCACCAACUUUGCCAGAAAAUUCAACAAUGAGUUGUUCACAUGAACAGACAUGUCAUUACCAACUUGAAGUCAAGAAAAAUCAGACCGGACCAUGUGAUCCGAAUUUGAGCGUCGAACCAACUAGUUCUCCCGUUGCGGUGUUACAGUCCAGUUUAACCAAUUCAUCUUUUUGCAACUAUGAUGUUGUAUAUAUACCGUCAAAGAACUCCGCGGGAAAACAGAAUUUGUGUUUCUCUACAACUUCGUCGGUACAGAAACACUGUAUGGUCGUAGAUGUUAAAGAUGACUGUGAUACUAAGAAAGCAAGUGAACAAGCGCGUGAGAUGGUUACUAAGGGUUAUGCGAGCUGUUUCUGUAUCGUGAACAGUAAGAAGGUUCAGAUUAUAAAGAAGCGCCCUGUUGUACAGAAAGGCAAACUCUUCAAGGCUGCAGGAUUUGGAGCUGGUGGUAUGGCGGGUACAAUGGUUCUGGGCGUGGCAGUUUACGCUCUCGUAAAUAAACUCCGCCAGCCAACAGAGAAGAAGAAGCCUCCUACGCCACGCCCACUGACACCGUCAGCAGGAUCGGCUCGGCAAAAAUCACGCGUCCAUCCUCAGAGGUCAUAACUGAACAAUUAGAAUUGAGGAACUAUGAUAUAAUGGACUGUGAUAUAUUUUAGACAUUACUUAAGUUUACAUACAUUCAUAAACUAGUUUAAAGUUUCAUGUAUUGCUGAAUAGCAAGUAUAAAAACAAUGUUUUAAGUUUUUCAAAAACCAUAAAAAUACAAUCUUUUCAUAUGAAUGCAUAACAUUAUUUUCAAUGUGGCUACUUUUAUUUGCAGAGUUAGAAUUUAAAUGUUUAUGAAUGCCGCGAUUUCUUUUAAUGUAAACCUUCCUACUAACUACUAGUAUCCGCUUUAGUAAAUGAGCAUCUAAACUUUA